GAGGUGCUUUCAGGUGCUAUCUAUCCGAGCUCAGCCGACUUUCUUCCUGAAGAAAACUACACGGCUACUCUUGAGGUGGUCAUCAAAUCUCUAUUCCUUGGCAUUACUCAACUAAAUAUUACCAUCGGUGAUGAGGUUCUGCCGCCUUUCCCACUUCGCCUUCUUCGGUCGGAUCGUGAAGCUAAAGUGACACUGUAUUUCAACAUAUUCCUCGGCAUAUUCAUAUUCAUCAUUUCUACGAUGAUGGGAACUCAACUCGAACUAAAGCGGAUUUUCGGUAUCGCUCGUAAGCCAGUUGGUCCCUCGAUUGGAUUUUGCUGUCAAUUUGUGCUGAUGCCAACGAUCGGAUUCCUGUUGGCUGAGUUCGGUCUG
Messenger RNA from Ostertagia ostertagi, 372 nucleotides. Lineage: Eukaryota; Metazoa; Nematoda; Chromadorea; Rhabditida; Trichostrongylidae. The record is from the annotation of a GenBank genome assembly.